Molecule: messenger RNA, 2794 nt
Organism: Dipodomys ordii (Ord's kangaroo rat)
Lineage: Eukaryota; Metazoa; Chordata; Mammalia; Rodentia; Heteromyidae
Gene: Rfx6
Product: regulatory factor X, 6
Exons: 19
Coding region: 23-2794 (923 amino acids)
Biological process (GO): regulation of transcription by RNA polymerase II
Molecular function (GO): DNA-binding transcription factor activity, RNA polymerase II-specific; RNA polymerase II cis-regulatory region sequence-specific DNA binding
Source: RefSeq, a predicted model, not a curated record
CGUGGUCUUGGCGGCCGGGAAGAUGGCUAAGAUCCGGGAGCUGGAGAAUGCCUUUCUGCAAGCGCAGCCCUCGCCCCAACUUUCCCCUGAGAUCCAGGGCGAGUGUUGUGUGCAGCUACUGGGCAAAGAUUUGCUAGGCUAUCCCGAAGAAAGAGCGUACCUGGCAGCUGAAGCGCAGCCCCCGGGCGCGCCCAGCAGUGGGGAGAAAAGGGGGGACCCGGAGCUGCAGGUGGGAGUUAAAUCAGAAAUGCAGUUGAACAACGGGAAUUUGUCCUCUGAAGAAGAGGAUGCUGAGAUCCACUACAGCAAAACCAAAGCAGCGGACCAACACCUGUCUCAGAAGAAAACCAUCACGCAAAUUAUGAAGGCCAAGAAGAAGCAGACUCAGCUCACGCUGCAGUGGCUUGAAGAGAAUUACAUAGUGUGUGAAGGUGUUUGCCUACCACGGUGUAUCCUUUAUGCACAUUAUUUAGAUUUCUGCCGGAAAGAGAAAUUGGAGCCAGCCUGUGCAGCCACCUUCGGAAAGACCAUUCGCCAGAAAUUCCCCCUCCUCACCACACGGCGUCUUGGAACAAGAGGACAUUCAAAGUAUCAUUACUAUGGGAUUGGCAUCAAAGAGAGCAGUGCAUAUUACCACUCCGUGUAUUCUGGGAAGGGCCUGACAAGGUUUUCUGGGAGCAAGCUAAAGAAUGAGGGUGGUUUCACUCGUAAAUAUUCACUGAGCUCAAAAACAGGAACACUUCUUCCAGAAUUCCCCAGUGCUCAACACCUUGUGUACCAAGGAUGCAUUUCUAAGGACAAGGUUGAUACCCUCAUAAUGAUGUAUAAAACUCACUGCCAGUGUAUCCUGGACAAUGCAAUUAGUGGAAACUUUGAAGAGAUCCAGCAUUUUUUAUUGCAUUUUUGGCAAGGGAUGCCUGAUCAUCUUCUUCCCUUGCUUGAAAAUCCUGUCAUCAUUGACAUUUUCUGUGUUUGUGAUUCAAUUCUUUAUAAGGUUCUUACAGACAUACUCAUUCCUGCUACAAUGCAAGAAAUGCCUGAAAGUUUAUUAGCAGACAUAAGAAAUUUUGCCAAAAACUGGGAGCAAUGGGUUGUUUCAUCUUUGGAAAACUUGCCUGAAGCCCUAACUGACAAGAAAAUACCGAUUGUGAGAAGAUUUGUAUCUUCUCUGAAGCGACAAACAUCUUUCUUACAUCUUGCUCAGAUUGCCAGGCCAGCUCUCUUUGACCAACAUGUUGUGAAUUCCAUGGUAUCUGAUAUUGAAAAGGUUGACUUGAAUAGCAUUGGGUCUCAGGCCCUCCUUACCAUUUCAGGCAGCACAGACACGGAAUCUGAUCUCUACAGUGAACACGACUCUAUCACUGUGUUCCAAGAGCUAAAGGAUCUGCUUAAGAAGAACGCCACGGUGGAGGCUUUUAUUGAAUGGCUGGAUACUGUGGUAGAACAGAGGGUUAUAAAGACCAGCAAACAAAAUGGGAGAUCGUUAAAGAAGAGGGCUCAAGACUUCCUACUAAAGUGGAGCUUUUUUGGGGCUCGAGUGAUGCACAAUCUCACCUUGAACAAUGCAUCAAGUUUUGGUUCUUUCCACUUGAUCCGAAUGCUUCUUGAUGAAUAUAUUCUUCUGGCCAUGGAAACUCAGUUUAAUAAUGACAAAGAACAGGAGUUACAGAAUUUAUUGGACAAGUAUAUGAAGAAUUCAGAUGCAAGUAAAGCUGCCUUCACUGCUUCCCCAAGUUCCUGCUUCCUGGCAAACCGUAAUAAAGGCAGCUCGGCGUCCAGUGAUGCGGUGAAGAACGAAAGCCAUGUGGAGACCUCUUACCUUGCCCUGUCAUCCAGCCAGCCUGGAGGCUUGCCCCCUGCUCUUCACCCAUUCCCUGCUGAAAGCACAAACAACAUGCCUCUCACAGGCCAAAUGGAGCUUUCACAGAGUGCUGGUCAUCUGAUGACACCACCUAUUUCUCCAGCCACCGCAAGCCGCGGAAGUGUCAUUAACCAAGGGCCAAUGGCAGGGAGACCCCCCAGUGUGGGCCCUGUACUGACAGUCCCAUCACACUGCUCAACAUACCCAGAGCCCGGUUAUCCUACCCUCCCGCAAGCCAACCAUGACUUUUAUGCCGCUAGCCCUAACUAUCAGACUGUGUUUAGGGCACAGCCCCAUCCCUCGUCAGGACUCUAUCCACAUCGCUCAGAGCAUGGGAGAUGCAUGGCCUGGACAGAACAGCAGCUUUCCAGAGACUUCUUCGGUGGCAGUUGUGCUGGAUCUCCCUAUAAUUCUCGGCCACCUUCCAGCUAUGGACAAUCCUCACAUGCCCAAGAGUUUUUAAAUGCAGGAGGCUUCAACUUCCUGAGCAACGCAGGGACUGCCAGCUGCCAGGGAGCAACAGUGCCUUCAAAUUCACCAAAUGAGUACUAUGGAAGUAAUAUCAACUACCAAGAGGCUCAUAGGCUUGGGUCUAUGGUGAACCAGCAUGUUUCAGUCAUCAGUAGCGUUCGCUCUCUGCCUCCGUACAGUGACAUCCACGAUCCCCUUGACAUUUUAGAUGACAGCAGUAGAAAGCAGACCAGUUCAUUUUAUGCAGACACACCUUCUCCAGCUGCGGGUCGGACUCCAGUAGUUGCUUCUAGCUUGCAAACCCCAAUUUCUUCCUCCUCAUCCCAAUGUAUGUAUGGAACUUCUAAUCAGUAUCCAGUGCAAGACACUCUGGAUUCCCACGGAGCAAACAACAGAGAAAUGGUGUCCUCCUUACCACCCAUCAACACGGUGUUUAUGGGAACAGCAGCCGGAGGCACUUAA